AUGUCUAACGUUGAGGAAAAAGAAACAUCAAGCGACCGAGAAGGCAGAAGUAACGCUUGUUAUGACGGUGGUAGCAGUCAUGUGGACGAAGAGUUGAAGAAAGGGCAAUGGUCACCAUCUGAAGAUGAGAUCUUGGUUGAGUAUGUGAAAAAGAAUGGCGAAGGGAAUUGGAAUCAAGUGCAUAGGAAAACUAGUCUAAAGAGAUGUGGAAAGAGUUGUAGGCUGAGAUGGCUAAACCAUUUGAAGCCUAAUCUAAGGAAGGGUGCUUUUUCUGUUGAAGAAAUGAAGCUAAUCCUUGAACUCCACAAUAAGUAUGGUAACAAAUGGGCUCACAUAGCCACUAAGAUCUCAUCUUCUUGGAGUGAUCUUCCUUUCCUUUGGGAAGCCGAUGGUCGGUCGGUGAGUAGCCUCUAUUUACUUGGCUCGACAGAUCCGUUUGGGGUAAGCUCUCGGAUACUGUUCUUCGUCUCAUAUCUCUGUGAUCGUUCUUGUUCCUUGGUGGAUCUUGUGAUGAACGUUACCUGUGUGGUUUUGGGAGAAGAUUGGUGUACUGGCCGAGAGGGUUUAGGGUUCCGAUUUGGGGGUCUUGUGUGGCUUGUCCCUUGUGAGCUUCCGUGA
Messenger RNA from Diospyros lotus (date-plum), 618 nucleotides. RefSeq names its product transcription factor MYB24-like. NCBI's taxonomy places the organism in Eukaryota, Viridiplantae, Streptophyta, Magnoliopsida, Ericales, Ebenaceae. The transcript has 2 exons. Bases 1 to 618 code for a protein of 205 amino acids. The record is from RefSeq and is a predicted model, not a curated record.